Molecule: messenger RNA, 2010 nt
Organism: Hyalella azteca
Lineage: Eukaryota; Metazoa; Arthropoda; Malacostraca; Amphipoda; Hyalellidae
Gene: ics
Product: ras suppressor protein 1
Exons: 7
Coding region: 229-1059 (276 amino acids)
Molecular function (GO): protein binding
Source: RefSeq, a predicted model, not a curated record
UGGGCAAAGAAUUGCUAUUAGCAGUAACAGGACUACGGUCCCCAGGCAGUCACCAGCUGGCGUUAGUUGACUUGGUAGAGUAGUCUGUAGUAGAUAGUUGCUUCUUUGCUCCACCACUAGAUUGUAGAUCUCACGUUUGACGUUCGAACUUCGAAGAUCGUUGCACCAAAUUUUUCGAUAAUAAAGACAAUAUUUAUUCGAGCCACUGAACUAUUUCAUACAAAAGUCAUGUCUAAGGCUGCCAAAAAAGUAUUGGAUGAAGCUCGAGAGAGUGGAAACCCUGAAAUUGAAUUGCAAGACAAGCAAAUAGCUAAAAUUGAAGACCUUCCUGGCUUGCUUACAAUGGAGCACAUCACUCGCCUCACAUUGUCACAUAAUCGGCUGUCAUCACUGCCACCAGCGAUUGCUCACUUGACCAAUUUGGAGAUAUUGAAUUUGUACAAUAACCACCUCGUGGAACUUCCUGUGGCCAUUUCAUCUUUGAACAAACUCCGCAUCCUCAAUGUUGGCAUGAAUCGCCUGGACACGUUGCCAAGGGGCUUUGGAUCGUUCCCUGUGCUGGAAGUGCUGGAUUUCUCUUACAACAACAUCUCUGAAGAAACUCUGCCUGGCAAUUUCUUUAUGCUAGAGUCUCUCCGUGCUCUCUACAUGGCUGAUAAUGACUUCGAAAUUCUGUCGCCUGAAAUAAAAAAUUUUAAAAAUCUCCAAAUCUUGGUGCUGCGGGACAACGACUUGGUGGACCUGCCACGGGAGGUGGGAGAGCUGCACAGGCUGCGUGAGCUGCACCUGCAGAGCAACAGGCUGCAGGUCCUCCCUCCUGAAAUUUCAUAUCUGGAUUUACAAGGAAGUAAGUCGUGCUUCCGUAUUGACGGCAACCACCUGAUCCAGAUGCUGGCAGACCAACUCCUCCUUGGCAUCUCACACGUUAUCGACAUCAUGAAGACUCCAACUUACAAAUUCACAUACGAGCGCCAUCAGAAGAGCAAUUCUCAGUACCCUCCUAAAAACCUGGAGGCUAAGGACAGGAAGAUAUCCCGUGUCAAGUCUCAGCUUGCGUGAGCCAGACCACAAUGCCUGCACUGCAGUACGCGAUCAGUUGUCACUGAACCGCAGCUUAUGCAUUGCUGCAUGCAACGCGACGAUGUCACUCAGUUGUAGGUCAGACGUGACUUUAGAACUGACGAGACGAUGUCAGCAAGAAUUUUUUCUUCAAUAAUUGAACUCGAAUCGUCAUUUGUUACCGACCUAUCAUUUUGUGAACAUGCUGUCAACGGGACACAGGUAGUUCUCCAAGUAAAAACACAGAUUUUUGGAUUUCAAAGUCAUAAAUUAUCCUGAACAUUACAUAAUCUUUAUAAAAAUAUUGUGCCUUCCCUAUAAGGUGUUAAAUAACUCUGUGUUAUGUACUCUGAUUAUUUUACGUCAAGUCGUGUCUGCUUCAUUUUGCCUUAUAGUUAUGGCUAGGAUAAAACUCUUAGCCAAGAAUACUUCUAAUGUCUUGAAACUUCGUUCAUGUCUCCUUUUAAUUUUUUCGAAGCGCAACUUGUUUCUUCUUAUUAAUGUAAUAGUAAAUAGAUGUUUAAACAUGAAAUAUUCUUAUAUGCUCUUCAAUAACUCAAUAGGCUGCGAUUGCAUAUUACUAGACUUGGCACAUGCCUGAUUACCGAACUAAAUUGAAGCAAGUUCUUUUUCGUACCAAAGUGAGUUAUUUAUUUUUGAUUUAUAAGAUCGGUUAGAAAAUCUUGAUUUGCUAGAAAAUUCUUCGCAUUUAGAAUAGCCGUUUAUGAGUGAACAACUGUAUGUUAUUAGUUAUGAAUUUCUUCGACCUCUAAUCGCGAUACUUCCAUUGCUUAUGUUUAAAAAAAUAUUAGCCUAAGUUUUGCUCGAUCACUGACUCGAUAUAACCAUCGCCUUGUGCUUCUGUGUGCCAAAGUAACCCUUGCCUUGUGCAAUAACACAGAAAUGUUAUUAAUACUAACUUUAUGAAUGAAUAAAAUGAUUUUAACUCAA